AUGUUAACUGAAUCACAUUCUCAAGAUAAAUAUGAAGAAUAUGAGCAAUACUAUGGUGAAUUUUACUCAGGUAAUUUGCACCUAGACCAAGAUGAACUAUACCUAAAUGAAUCAACUCAAGAUGAAUCUUGUCAAGAUGAACCGCAACAAGAUGAAUCCUUUCCAAUCAAAUCAUCAACCCAAGCAGGAUCAACUGGUGAUAAAACUUCUUCAAAUAAAGG
Dentiscutata erythropus is the source of this 221-nucleotide messenger RNA. NCBI's taxonomy places the organism in Eukaryota, Fungi, Glomeromycota, Glomeromycetes, Diversisporales, Gigasporaceae. The record is from the annotation of a GenBank genome assembly.